Apodemus sylvaticus (European woodmouse) is the source of this 6967-nucleotide messenger RNA. It is a transcript of the gene Papln, whose product is annotated as papilin, proteoglycan like sulfated glycoprotein. Gene Ontology annotation, molecular function: serine-type endopeptidase inhibitor activity; metalloendopeptidase activity. NCBI's taxonomy places the organism in Eukaryota, Metazoa, Chordata, Mammalia, Rodentia, Muridae. The transcript is spliced from 28 exons. Bases 100 to 4038 code for a protein of 1312 amino acids. Gene Ontology annotation, cellular component: extracellular matrix. Gene Ontology annotation, biological process: extracellular matrix organization. The record is from RefSeq and is a predicted model, not a curated record.
AAAGUCCAACCUCCCCCUGGCUUUCGUCGUCCCAGCGAGGUUGACCCAGGCUGGGCGCCUCUAUAGGACGGCUCUCCGGGCUUCGAGAGACAGACAGAGAUGCAGCUAUUCCUUCUCCUGUUCCUGAUGCUGCUGGCCUCCAAUCCAGGGUCUUGGGCUCGAAAUGUGAGGCGCCAGAGUGACACCUGGGGCCCCUGGGGCGAAUGGAGCCCCUGCAGCCGGACCUGUGGAGGAGGCAUCAGCUUCCGGGAGCGCCCCUGCUACUCCCAGAGGAGAGACGGAGGCGCCAGCUGCGUGGGUCCCGCGCGCAGCCACCGUACCUGCCACACAGAGAGCUGCCCAGACGGCGUGCGGGACUUCCGGGCCGAGCAGUGCGCAGAGUUCGAUGGCACCGACUUCCAAGGUCGGCGCUACCGGUGGCUGCCCUACUACGCAGCUCCUAAUAAGUGUGAGCUGAACUGCAUUCCCAAGGGGCAGAACUUCUACUACAAGCACAGGGACGCCGUGGUGGACGGGACACCCUGUGAGCCUGGCCAGCCAGACAUCUGUGUGGACGGCGUCUGCCGAGUGGUUGGCUGUGACCACAAGCUAGACUCAACCAAGCAGGAGGACAAGUGUCUGCAGUGUGGGGGCGAUGGCUCUUCCUGCUACCCAAUCACAGGAACCUUUGAUGCCAAUGAUCUCAGCAGAGGUUACAACCAAAUCUUCAUCAUUCCUGCUGGGGCCACUAGUAUUCGCAUCGAGGAAGCUGCUGCCAGCAGGAAUUUCCUGGCCGUGAAGAGCAUCCACGGCGAAUACUAUCUCAAUGGGCACUGGACCAUUGAGGCAGCCCAGGCACUUCCAGUGGCCAGCACAGUCCUGCAGUACGAACGGGGUGUGGAGGGGGACCUGGCUCCUGAGCGGCUCCAGGCACGGGGCCCCACCUCCGAGCCCCUGGUCAUCGAGCUCCUCAGCCAGGAGUCCAACCCCGGAGUCCACUACGAGUACUACCUGCCCGCGAAUGAUCCCGGCCGUGGCUUCAGCUGGAGCCAUGGCUCCUGGGGUGACUGCAGCGCUGAGUGCGGUGGAGGUCACCAGUCCCGCCUGGUGUUCUGCACCAUCGACAACGAGGCCUAUCCAGACCACAUGUGCCAACACCAGCCUCGGCCGGCCCACAGACGGUCCUGCAACACGCAGCCUUGUCCGAAGACCAAGCGGAUCUCUUUCCUGCACCGGCCUGGAGCGUGGCGCCAUGCUGGGGCCCAACGUAUGUGUGGGAUCAGCUGGAAGGUAGGACCAUGGACUCCCUGCUCGGCCUCCUGUGGGGGUGGAUUCCAGUCUCGCUCUGUCUACUGCGUAGCCUCAGACGGGACUGGCGGCCAGGAAGCUGCUGAGGAGACCCAGUGUGCUGGCCUAGCAGGGAAGCCCCCGGCCACACAGGCUUGCAACGUGCAGCACUGUGCGGUCUGGAGCGUGGAGCCCUGGGGAGAGUGCUCGGUUACAUGCGGAACUGGCAUCAGGAAGAGGCGUGUCACCUGCCGAGGGGAUGGGGAGUCUGUGGUCCACGCCUCAGCAUGCUCCUUGCAAGACCAGCCAUCCCUCAUGGAGGCCUGUGUACAAGAGGCCUGCCCCGUGUUCCGUGGCCAGGCCUGGCAUGUCGGCCCGUGGAGUCUAUGCUCUAAAAGCUGUGGUUCAGGCAUUCGGAGACGGCAGGUCGUUUGUACCAUCGGGCCGCCUGGCCGCUGUGUGGACCUACAGUCGUCCAAGCCUGCCGAGGUAGAAGCCUGCAACAGACAGCCCUGCCAUCUUCCUCAGGAGGUCCCUAGUAUACAGGACUCAAGGACCCGCCCCUCAGACCUCAGGAGGCUUUCAGGCCCUCAAGUGUCCCCCGUCUCAGAUGCUAGAGACCAGCAGUGGGCUACCCUGGAGAGACCCAGGGCUCAGAGUGACCCCAGAGAGGGUCAGGACCCCCACCUGUCCUCUGCAGGCCAUAUCCCAACUCGACAGCAUCCUCUACGCCAGCCACCCCCGAGGCCUAGCUCAGGCCCCCAGCCGCCCCCGAGGCCUAGCUCAGGGCCCCGUGACUGCAGACACAGCCCUCAUGGGUGCUGCCCUGAUGGCCACACACCAUCUCUUGGGCCUCAGUGGCAAGGCUGUCCCUUGGCUGGGGCCUCAUGUCUUCAGAGCAGGUAUGGAUGCUGCCCUGAUGGGGUGUCUGCAGCUGAGGGGCCCCAACAAGCCGGUUGUACCAGGUCUCACAGCAGUGACAAUACUGGAAACAGGCCAGGGUCCAGGGCAGUAGCUUCCAGGAACCCCAAGGUCCACCAACCCCAGGCCCACGAAAGGGAGCCCAGUGAGUGUCGAAGCUCAAAGUUUGGCUGUUGCUAUGACAACGUGGCUUCUGCAGCCGGUCCCCUGGGGGAAGGCUGUGUGGGCCAGCCCAGCUAUGCCUACCCAGUGAGGUGUCUGCUGCCCAGUGCUCAAGGAUCGUGUGGAGACUGGGCCGCCCGUUGGUACUUCGUGGGGUCAGUGGGCCGGUGUAACCGCUUUUGGUAUGGCGGCUGUCACGGCAAUGCCAACAACUUUGCAUCGGAGCAGGAGUGCAUGAACAGCUGCUGGGGGCAGCAGGGGCCCCGCCGUCCUGAGGCGGGAGCUGCUGGACAUCGUGUCCACAUGGAUGGUGGCCAGCGCGGUCCUGGAGGCCAGCGAGAGCCCGAUCGGCACAGGGCAGGAGCCACAGUCCCGAGACUGCCCUCACCUUCUGGAAGCCCUUGGCGGGCAGAACAAGAGCCUGGGCCAGGGGAGGCGCCCCAUAUCCCAGCUCCUGGGAAACGGCCUGGGGGUCAGGAGGUGCGGCCCAGAGUCCCUGCACUGGAUAGAGAUGCUAGGCCAGCAGUGCCACCUGCGCAUAACCCCUCCCACAGGAUCAGCGUGGCCGGCUUGGAACCCUCCCUGGUACAGGCAGCUCCAGGGCAGGCAGUACAACUCUUUUGCCCUGGCAACAUUCCCCCGGAAUUCCAGGCAGGGUGGCAGAAAGAGGGCCGGCCCAUCUCCUCUAACAGGUACCAGCUACAGAGAGAUGGCUCCCUCAUCAUCAGCCCCCUGAGGCCAGAGGAUGCUGGCAUCUAUAGCUGUGGCAGCCACAGGCCAGGCCAUGAGCCCCAGAAGAUACAGCUUCGAGUCACAGGAGGUGACAUGGCAGUGUUGUCUGAGGGCCAGCCGAGGCAUUUCCCUGAGACCAGGAAUCCAGACCCUGGCCAUGGUCCUUGGAACCGUGGGCCAGGGGCAGAAGCUGGGGGCCAUGGGGGUCUCUCUUCCUCACACCCUAGGCCUGCCACCAGGUUACAUCUGGACCGGACUCAGCCUGGAGUGGUAGAUGCCAGCCCUGGCCAGCGGAUCCGGCUGACCUGCCGUGCUGAAGGCUUCCCAGUCCCCACCAUCAAGUGGCAAAGAGACGGCCAGCUGGUCUCUUCUCCCAGGCACCAAGUACAGCCUGAUGGCUCACUGGUCAUCAGCAGAGUAGCUGUGGAAGAUGGUGGCUUCUACACCUGUGUUGCUUUUAAUGGGCAGGACCGAGACCAGCGCUGGGUGCAGCUCAGAGUUCUGAGGGAGCUGACAAUCACAGGCCUGCCUCCUGCUGUGACGGUGGCAGAGGGUGACACUGCCAGGCUUCUGUGUGUGGUGGCUGGAGAAAGUGUGAACAUCAGGUGGUCCAGGAACGGGCUGCCGAUACAGGCUGAUGGCCACCGUGUGCACCAGUCUCCAGAUGGCACACUGGUGAUCCACAACUUGCGGCCCAGGGACGAGGGCUCUUAUACAUGCAGUGCCUUCCGUGGGAGCCAGGCUGUAAGCCGCAGCACCGAGGUGACGGUGGCCCUCCCAGCACCAGCCACACAGUCCAGGGACCUAGGCAAGGACUGCAUCGACCAGCCGGAGCUGGCCAACUGUGCAUUGAUCCUGCAGGCCCAGCUCUGUGGCAAUGAAUAUUACUCCAGCUUCUGCUGUGCCAGCUGCUCCCGCUUCCAGCCGAAUGCCCACCCUGUCUGGCAGCAGGGAUGAAGCUAGCUGUGGCGCCAGUUCUGGGGAGUGUGCUGGGGAGAAGGGAUGGUAAGACAUGGCUUGCAGACACUGCCCCUCUCACAAGUCCAGGGCUGAGCCCCAGCUGCUGCCAGUGCUAGCUGGCCUUCCCUGGAGAGCUCAGCAGGAUCUGUCUGAUAUGACCACAGGCUGCUGGGAAGAGCCUUACACCGUCCCUCUAUAGUUUCUGAUGCAUCGAGGACCCUUUAUCCAAAAUGCUUUCAACCAAGGUGUUUUAAACUUGUGUUUAUAGACUUUACUAAUUGAGCAUCCCUAACCUAAACUUCUGAAGCUUGAAACAUCCAAAUGUCAUGUCAGCCUUCAAAGUUGUCUGGGUUUCAAAGCACGUUUGAAUUUGGGUGAGGGAUGCUCACUUUGCACAGAGGAUCGAUCCACUUACCACACUGCAGAGCCAGCCAGUCGGUGGGAUGUCUGUGAUGGGAGUGUAGCUGCUCAGGCAGAGGUGAGCAGUCACUCAGGCUUUUCCAUCUUCCGAGGCAGCAUCAUGGUGCCUUCCACACCAUCACUGUGUGGAGCUCACAAUGUAAUGCUCAGGGAAGCACUUGAUAGCCUGAUAAUCUGUGUGUGAAUAAAACUGGGAAGGGGUCCCUGGAGGCAGGCUGGGAAGGUUCACUCCCGACACAGCCCAGCAGCAGAGAGCCAUGCUUCCUUAUAUAGGGACAAGUGGAGCAGCAUAUCUGUUCUGCUAGAGAAAAAUCCACAGUGGCUGGGGCUGGUGAGAUGGCUCAGUGGUGAAGGCACACACAGAGCAGAGCUGUGAAGUCUAGAUACUGACAGCUGGGGACAGCGGUGCAGGCCUACAAUCCCAGUGCUUGGGAGGCUGAUGCAGGAGUGCCAGUGUGAGCCAGCCUGGGCUGGAGUGAUUCAGUUUUAGAGUAAACAAGCACAGAGCCCAGCAUUAGCAAUGUGACAAUGACAGAGAGGCAGGGAUUUUAGUAGUCUGAGCUGCAGGAGGGCAUCCUUCAUCUUUUAGCAUCUCUGAUUUCUUAAUGCUCAAGGAACAGGCCUGGAUUUACUGAGCUUCCAGGGCUCUUCCCACUAACUUCUCUGACUCCUGGAAGAGCGUCUAGUAACAUAGGUCCCUAUGGGACCAACGUUCUGACACUGGCUGGAAUUCAAAGCUUCAUGUGUGAGUGCUGUCUCAGGCCAUUUUGCUCAAAAAGAGAGCUAAGGAAUAUCUGGGUGCCAGACAUUUCUGUUUGCAGGUGGGAGUAGGGGCUAAAUUGGGAGGUGAGGGAUAAACUGCUCUUGGUCAGGGGCUGAAUCUCAUUCUACACAGAGCACACAAGGAACUCCUUAGUCUAAACCACAGCUUGGUAACUUCCUGUCUCCCCAUUGAUAUUCUGACUUAAUUGGCCUUGUGAAUAGGCUGGAUAUUAUAGGUGAUGUGUAAACAUGCCUGUGUGUGCACUGAGGGAUCUCAUGAAAGCUUAAAACAUGCUCCACUGAGCUACACCUUAGGUAAUUCCAAUAUAUAGCCAAGACUGAGAAGCAGUGCUGUCAGGCACAGUGGCACACGCACACCUUUGAACCCAGCAGUUGAAAAACAGAGUUAGGUGGAUCUUGAGCUUGUAGCUCAAGGCCAGCUAGGGCUACAUAGUGAGACCCUGUUUCCUCAUGCACAGCCACACUCUACCCCUGGGCUGGGGCUAAGAGACUUUGGCUUCUUGGCAGUCCAUACUAUUGCUGUAGAUCAAAUUCUAAGCAUCAAGAUCCCAGUCACACCCCUGAAAUUUAAGGAUAUACUAAUCCUCCCAAAAGAUUUUAUAGUCACAAGCUAGAAAUGAGCAGUAGAAAGAGAAUUAGAUCAAAAACAGAACUAUAAAGUCAUUUGCAAAUAAGAACAGCCCUUCAUGGGCAAAAGCUCUACCACGAACAUUUAUUUUUGUUAAAGCAGAUUAUAAAUUCUCAUCAGUACAAAUAUAUAUAUAUGUAUAUAUAACUUACAUUUGAUUGUAAGGCCAACGUUCAAAAGUAAAAAUGAGAUGGGAUCUCACGUUGUUACCCACGGUCAAGUAGCUGCAACUGGCAUGGGACAUUCUGUUCAUGGUGGGGUAAGAAGGGGACACAGACACACAGAGCACAUAAAUCAGGAUCUCAUCCCUGUAAAACUUGUGGGAACAAAACUUCAAGGACAGAACCCAUUAAGACCCACAUUACAAACUAACACAAUAGCCCGUGUUCCCUUUUCUGGAUAAGAUUAUGUCAUUUUCACUGUAAUGCCAAAGGAUUAACAUAAGGAAAUUGCAAUGAUACAUAAAAGAUUCAACACACAUUCUCUAGAGUGUAGAUUGAUUCCAUUAAAAUGAUGACAUUAGAAUUUCACCAUAGGUUUAAAACCAGGACAACACUGCUCGUUCAUCUUAUUAAAGUUACUACCUAGUGACUGUACUGGUCAUCAGGAUGAUUGUUUUGCAAUGUGCUAGUUAACAAUGAAUGAUCACAAACAAGCCAGGGCUCCUGCCUACAACUUCCAACCCUUCCUCUUUUUUACUUCAAUAGGCAUCAAUGAUAAAUCAAUCUUAUGUACAAUUUCUUAUAUCUAACCCGCUCACUUUUGGCAAGAUUACUUACAACUUGAACAACUUUUUAAUAUUGAGAACUAUUUAAAAUAUUCUAGGUGCAUAAAAAUAAAGAUUUUGGCUUUUUUUGAUAUAUAUAUAUAUAUAUAUUUAUAAUAUUUAUUCUGUAACUCAAAAUGGAAGCUCAGCUUUAUCCCCAGACUACAGCUCUACUGGGCAGCUGCUGCCGUGCCCUCCUGUGAACCCAGCAGCAUGGCCUGCCUGGCUUCUCCUAGCCACACCGUUCCCCAUCCAGCGCUAACACAGCCCGGGACUGGGAGGAACGGGUGACCAGCCUGAAAAAUAAAGGGAGAUUGUUUUGUUUUGCU